Molecule: messenger RNA, 381 nt
Organism: Gorilla gorilla gorilla (western lowland gorilla)
Lineage: Eukaryota; Metazoa; Chordata; Mammalia; Primates; Hominidae
Product: adenosine 5'-monophosphoramidase HINT1-like
Exons: 1
Coding region: 1-381 (126 amino acids)
Molecular function (GO): catalytic activity
Source: RefSeq, a predicted model, not a curated record
AUGGCAGGUGAGAUCGCCAAGGCUCAGGUCGCUCGGCCUGGUGGCAACACUGUCUUCGGGAAGAUCAUCUGCAAGGAAAUCCCAGCCAAAAUCAUUUUUGAGGAUGACCAGUGCCUUGCUUUCCAUGACACUUCCCCUCAAGCACCAACACAUUUUCUGUUGAUAUCGAAAAAACAUAUAUCCCAGAUUUCUGCAGCAGAAGAUGAUGACGAAAGUCUUCUUGGACACUUAAUGAUUGUUGGCAAGAAAUGUGCUGCUGAUUUGGGCCUGAAUAAGGGUUAUCAAAUGGUGGUGAAUAAAGGUUCAGAUGGUGGACAGUCUGUCUAUCAAGUUCAUCUCCAUGUUCUUGGAGGUUGGCAGAUGCAUUGGCCUCCUGGUUAA